CAACGGAGGAGGAGGGGGUCCGACCCCUGUCCGCCUCUACCACACCGCCCUCAACAGGCAACGCGAGCAGCAGCGCAUCGAGAAGGAGAACCUGGCUUUCCUGCGGAGGCUAGAGUCAGUGAGGCCCACCCGGGGCAUGAAGAGGGCAGAGCAGCUGGCAGACUACCAGCGCCAAGCCGGAUACCUGGGCAUCGCCACCUCGCUCUCUGCCAUGGACAGAUCGCCAUCCAAGAUGGAGCGGCCCUCCAGCAGAACGUCACCAGGAAAGAGCCCCAGUCCUGGCAGUACCAACCACCACCACCACCACAGUGCCAGGGCAUCAUCUGCUAUCGCUACCACCACCACACCCCUACCCAGGCACUCCAGUGCUGCAGCAGCCCGGGCAGCCUGGUCCUGAGAGCUGUGCUCAGGGAGGAGCACCAUUCCCCAACUCCCCCAGCCCUUCCAAGUCCUUACCAAUAAGGCAAUAGUAGCCCCUAAACACUGUUCCAAGGUCAGUUUGGCAUUCUGGGCAUUCUUCCCCAGAUAGUUAAAUUGAGGUUGUUAGGAGUGUCCCACACAAUGAAGGAUCUGUGUCAGAGUGGUGCGAAGCUGGAAAGUGGUCACACGUUGUCCAAACUAAAUCCCCAUUGUGCUCUGAUCAUGCACUUGUCCAGUGAUUCUGUUUUAGCGCACAAUAUUCAUAAAUAAAGUGAUCUGACACUGAUUGGCUGUUUCCCAGAUUUAGACUGAGCCUAAAAUCACUUUGAAUUGAGUUUUUUUCUUGGAGCAUACUUUUUAGUACAGGAGUAGGCUUAAUAUGGGGUUUCCGGGAAACCAGUCCUAUAUGAUGUAAGAAUUAUAUUGUGUUGCCGUUAUACAACCGUUCUCAUAAAACUGCUUCACUAUGGCUUCCCAGGACCAAGGCUAGCAGCUAUAAAGUUUUGUGAACUGUGCUUCUGUUGUAAUGGAAGAUAUAGCCUGGCUAUAGCCUAGAUAUAGCUAUUAUGGUUCAGGUAUAAAAAAAAAUACAUUCCUUUGUCAGCUUAGCAGGUGGUGCCUAUCAGUAUGCUUAGUGAAUAGAGUAAGUACUAAGUAUGCCAUGCUGUAUUUGCACUCUUGUGAAAUAUGUUCAAGUGGAACUUUUCUGCAAUUUAUCUGUAAUUGUUGUUACAUUAUAAUGAAUAAUAAGAGAGAUUAUAUCUUUGUGGUCUAGUAAAGCUUUUUCAGAAUAUCAUGGGAGAAUUAGUCAUAUAUAUUUUUAUUGUGAUCCUGUGCAAAUUUCUUGACGUUUUCCAAUAAAACUGCUUGUUGCGCGCACCA
Coregonus clupeaformis (lake whitefish) is the source of this 1302-nucleotide messenger RNA. RefSeq names its product cilia- and flagella-associated protein 97-like. The transcript is spliced from 3 exons. The record is from RefSeq and is a predicted model, not a curated record. The coding region runs from base 137 to 397 and encodes 86 amino acids. Lineage: Eukaryota; Metazoa; Chordata; Actinopteri; Salmoniformes; Salmonidae.